UCGGCUGAAGCGACGGAGCCCGGUGUCCCUUUAAGCUACCCGGCCGCUGCCCGUCCAUCCCCGCACAGCAGCGCUGCUGGCUCCAGGAAGCAGUGUCUGGACCCCAGCAGCUCGGAGAGACGGAGCCUGUGACUGGUGAGGCUGCCGAGCAGGGCCAGGCCAGGCCCUGCCCGCAGGGACACCCCAGCCCUUCCCUGGCCCCUGGGCCCCAGAGCCCACCAGGCUCUCCUGUCGGCCCCACCAUGACGUCGUCGGAGCCCACAUCGCCUCCGGUGGUGCCGCCGCUGCACUCCCCCAAGUCCCCCGUGUGGCCCACCUUCCCCUUCCACCGGGAAGGCAGUAGGGUCUGGGAGCGGGGCAGCACGUCUCCUCGGGACCUGCCCAGCCCCCUGCCCACCAAGCGGACCAGAACAUACUCAGCGACAGCCCGUGCCUCGGCUGGCCCCGUGUUCAAGGGCGUCUGCAAGCAGUUCUCACGCUCUCAGGGCCAUGGAUUCAUUACGCCCGAGAACGGCUCUGAGGACAUCUUCGUGCAUGUGUCUGACAUCGAGGGGGAGUACGUGCCGGUGGAGGGCGACGAGGUCACCUACAAGAUGUGCCCCAUCCCACCCAAGAACCAGAAGUUCCAGGCCGUCGAGGUGGUGCUCACCCAGCUGGCCCCCCACACGCCCCACGAGACGUGGUCUGGCCAGGUUGUGGGCUCUUAGGUUGGGAGAGGGGGAGCCAGCCCACAGGGCGGGCGGGCAGGUGGGCAGCAGCCGGUUCCACAUAUGCCCCACUGUGCACCUGUUUGUCGUCUGUGCUUGUGGCCGUGUGUGUGCGCCUCCACCACCCUGUGACCUGUGACUGUUCUGUGAGUUGGCCUGGAGCUGGGUGGAGGGGAGGCUGUUGGACCUGCCUUCUC
Ochotona princeps (American pika) is the source of this 904-nucleotide messenger RNA. RefSeq names its product cold shock domain containing C2 (gene CSDC2). Gene Ontology annotation, cellular component: cytoplasm. The record is from RefSeq and is a predicted model, not a curated record. Gene Ontology annotation, molecular function: mRNA 3'-UTR binding. NCBI's taxonomy places the organism in Eukaryota, Metazoa, Chordata, Mammalia, Lagomorpha, Ochotonidae. Gene Ontology annotation, biological process: regulation of mRNA stability. Bases 243 to 707 code for a protein of 154 amino acids. The transcript has 5 exons.